Messenger RNA from Coffea eugenioides, 2217 nucleotides. RefSeq names its product probable protein phosphatase 2C 6. Lineage: Eukaryota; Viridiplantae; Streptophyta; Magnoliopsida; Gentianales; Rubiaceae. Gene Ontology annotation, biological process: protein dephosphorylation. The record is from RefSeq and is a predicted model, not a curated record. Bases 323 to 1894 code for a protein of 523 amino acids. The transcript has 5 exons. Gene Ontology annotation, molecular function: protein serine/threonine phosphatase activity.
UUUUCUACUCAGCCCUCACCUGAUCCUUGCAAAUCCCACCUCCUCCUGCUCUCUCUCUCUCUCUCCCUCCCUCCCUCCCGCCCGCCUCCUCCUUUAUCUAUCUGGCAUCCCCUGUAGCUCAUCAUUUUUCUUUCCCUUUUUUUUUUUUUAUCCUUCUUUGAUGACUAGAUAUUCCUCAAUGUCAAAUCUUUCAGGGUUUUCCAAACAGCUCUUAUCACGCUUUAUAUGAUCAAUCAACAAUAGAACUGCCCCUAAACAAAGGAGGCAUAUUUAUACAUAUAUGUACGUUUAUUUUUUCGUUAUUUAGAAGAGAAAAAUAAAAAUGGGAAUUUGUUAUUCAUCAAUCGGGAAAAAGAGUCGGGAGAGGGAGUGGAAGAGUAAGAAUGAUGAUGCUGCCAAGAUUGAUUUGAUGUUGAGGAAAGCUAACAGUGGGUCCACUGAUUUCGUCUCUUUUAUUAGCAAGAUUAGUGGUGGUGGUGGUGGAGGAACUGCUUCGGCGGCGGAGGAGCGUGCCCUUCAUCAGAUUCCGGGGAGGUUAUUUGCCAACGGUGCCAGCUCCGUCGCCAGCUUAUACACCCAGCAAGGCAAGAAAGGGACCAAUCAGGAUGCCAUGAUCGUUUGGGAGAAUUUUUGUUCGAAAACCGGCACGAUCUUUUGCGGGGUAUUUGAUGGUCAUGGUCCGUAUGGACAUGUGGUCGCGAGGAAAGUUAGGGACUGUCUACCCCUAUUGCUGCGGAAGGAGUGGGAGUCUACUACUGCCAGCACUGCUGAUCAAGGUUCUGGCAAGAUCGAGAAUGGAGACUCUACAGGAAGCACUCACUUUGAUGAAAUCUUGGAUGAUGAAUGCUGUGAAUUGCCAGAUAAUGAGGCUACUGAGAAAUUCCCCGAAAUUCAUCAGCUGCUCAGGAAGUCCUUCUUAAAGGCUUUCAGGCUAAUGGAUAAGGAACUAAAGUUGCAUCCCACAGUUGACUGUUUUUGCAGUGGAACAACUGCUGUUACCUUGGUAAUGCAGGGCCAAGAUCUAGUACUCGGAAAUGUUGGUGACUCAAGAGCAGUAUUGGCUACCAGAGAUAAAGACAACUCAUUGAUGGCUGUACAGUUAACUGUAGAUUUGAAACCCAAUCUUCCUAGAGAAGCUGCUAGGAUCCAGAAAUAUAAAGGGAGAGUUUUCGCCCUGCAAGAUGAGCCAGAGGUGGCCCGCGUAUGGCUGCCCAAUAGUGAUUCACCUGGUUUGGCAAUGGCAAGAGCUUUUGGAGAUUUCUGUCUGAAGGAUUUCGGUUUAAUUUCUGUCCCGGAUGUUUAUUACCACCAGAUAACUGAGAAGGAUGAGUUUGUGGUUCUCGCCACUGAUGGGGUCUGGGAUGUCCUUUCUAACAAGGAGGCUGUGGAUGUUGUUGCUUCUGCCCCUAGUCAUGCUACAGCAGCAAGAGCUCUUGUUGACUGUGCUACUAGAGCGUGGAGGCUCAAAUACCCCACAUCAAAGAAUGAUGACUGUGCUGUUGCCUGCCUUUUCCUCGAACAUGUAGUUUCCUCUAAUGCAGCUCAGGCACAAAAUGGCUUGAUAAAAGAACCUGAAGAGGAAGCAACAAUAUUAGCCGGCACUGGUGAUUCAAGGAUUUGUAAUGUCACUGAUGUUUCAUCAGCAUCUCAGGAAAAUCCAAUUGAAACUUCAAAUGCCGUGGGAGAGAUAGAGCAAAUUGUCGAGUCGACAGAGGAAAAGCCUCCAGAAAAGAAUCUAGGUCAGUCUAAAAGGAGCCUAGCUGAGUGCCUUUCGACUGCGGAGGAUGAGGAAUGGUCAGCCCUUGAAGGCAUUACCAGGGUUAAUAGUCUUCUCAGUCUUCCAAGGUUCUUGUCCAUGGAUAAGAGAUCAGCCAGUUGGCGAAAGUGGUUAUGAAAUAUCUCUCAGGUGUUUGAUCAAAAUGAAAUGUUUCGGUGGCAUGGUAAUUCUAUUGCAGCUAGUUUUAUUCUAUAGUACAAGGUACAUGUGUGAUCGGAUAGGGGUAAGAGUACACCUUUUUGAGCAGCCAAUGCAACUCAAAUGUAUCGUAAAAGAUUGGAUGGCUGGAUCUCACGAGUUCAGGUUCCCAAAAAACUAGUGUGUUGUGUAAUUGCUUUUUAGUGUUGAAUUUACAGUGAAUUGGUAGGAAAUUUUUGUACUUAAUGCUGAUUUUUUUUUUUAGUUAUUGCAGAAACAGUGUAUAUAAUCUCUUUUCUGAA